Haemonchus placei is the source of this 1149-nucleotide messenger RNA. The record is from the annotation of a GenBank genome assembly. NCBI's taxonomy places the organism in Eukaryota, Metazoa, Nematoda, Chromadorea, Rhabditida, Trichostrongylidae.
AUGUUAUGGGUGGGAAACAACAAGAAAGAGCUCAAGUCAUUAGCCCUGGCUAGACUUGAAGGUAGAUCUCUGAGCACGAAGCAGGGACGACCUGUAAACAAGAAGUCUGAUAAAUAUGCCAUUUUAACCAGAAAAGGUUCUCUCGCACGUCUCAAAGGUGGAGUCCUUGCCCCCGUGACGUCAGACACGAAACUUCCAGUUUUGUGCACGCAGCCAGCUGUGCCAAGACAAGAAUAUUUUGCAUCUCUGAUAGAGCAAAUGAGAACAUUUGGCUACAAAGUGACAGAGGCCAUUGAUCGAUCGGGCAGGAAGCGAGCUUUCACUGUAAUCAGGGGCCUACACUUAUUCACGAUUGACAGCCGUUUUGACGCAGGAACGAAGAAACUUCACGAGGCUUGCGCGGCUGAGGUCAAUAUCGUCGCUGUGCCUGGAAGGAAAAAACUGGAAUUUGGUAAAGAAAAUCUUCCGGACUGUACGAAAGAUCCGUAUUACCGGCAAGCACGAAGACAGUUUGUUUUCGACGUCAUGACAGCUACUAAUAAGACUAUUGAAAAGACUGCAGGACACAAUGAUUUUUGGGCGGAUGGAUUUCCCACGAGAACUUGCGCCGACAUGCCUCGUGUGGCAUUGGGCUACACCCAAAAUGGUCUCGUUGAUGUUCCCAAUAUUGCUCGUCUCUUUGUAGCGUGCACUUUUGGGUGUACAUUGCUUCAACUGCAAGAAAGCAAAAGAAAUUGCUGUAUAUGUCUUGUUAGACAGUACCGACAAAUUUGGAAGACUAAUGUUAGAAUGCUGGAAAUAUUCCUUUGCAUACCAUCAUGCAUCUCUGAUGAUGUCACUUAUCAACAAAGGAGACAAACUUCAACGAAUGGCAUCAGUACUGACACGGGUAAGAAGACGAUCACACAAUCAGUGACAGAGGCUUACACAAUGCUGGCUAAGAAUCGAAGUUAUCGCAAGCUUCUGAUAUUGCUAUUGGACCAAGUACCUUCAGAUGCUUCUGCAGCAUCAAAGAAGCUCACGGAAUUGAAGGUCGGUCAAUAUUUUUGUGUUGAACCAUGUAAUCGACCUUAUUGCGGGCGAUUUGAAACAGUUGAACGACGACGUGGCCUUGAUAUUUUGUUAUGUUUCAUAGGAUCAGACGGGUGA